This is a messenger RNA of Necator americanus (New World hookworm), 1245 nucleotides long. RefSeq lists its product as uncharacterized. The transcript has 12 exons. NCBI's taxonomy places the organism in Eukaryota, Metazoa, Nematoda, Chromadorea, Rhabditida, Ancylostomatidae. The record is from RefSeq and is a predicted model, not a curated record. Gene Ontology annotation, cellular component: plasma membrane. Gene Ontology annotation, molecular function: phosphatidate phosphatase activity. The coding region runs from base 1 to 1245 and encodes 414 amino acids. Gene Ontology annotation, biological process: phospholipid dephosphorylation; phospholipid metabolic process; signal transduction.
AUGCCGUUAAAAAAUUUUAUUGGAAAAUUGGAACCAAUUUUGGACAAGGAGUGCGCGUGGCUAGGGGCCGGGGUGGCGAGCGACGGAAUGUCGGAUACGAUUCGCAUAUCGCGUAUAGUGUGCGACUUUAUAGUUCUUCUUUGUUGCGCUAUACCUUUACUAAUUUUCCACGAAUGGGUGAAACCAUACAAACGAGGGUUUUACUGCGACGACGAGACUAUCCGCUAUCCGUACCGUGACUCAACCGUUACACGGCAAAUGCUGAUCGUAAUCGGUCUUUUGAUACCUACAGCUCUGAUACUUGCCACAGAAAUAUUCCGGACUAUGGCAUGGGAGAGGAAAUGUGCGGACCAAUUCAAAACGUAUCAUUUGAAGCAGUACCAUGUACAUCGACUCAUUGUACGACUGUAUUGUUUUAUCGGAUACUUUUUCCUCGGUGUCUGCUUUAACCAACUUAUGGUUGAUAUUGCGAAGUACACUAUAGGUCGUCAGCGACCUCAUUUCAUGGAUGUCUGCCGCCCUAAUGUUGGUUACGAAAAGUGUGAGAAUCCCGAUCUUUACAUUACGAAUUUCACGUGCACUGGGCCUAAUCAGUACUUGAUCCAUGAAUCGCAGCUUUCUUUCUAUUCUGGACACGCAGCUUUCAGUUUUUAUGGUGCCUGGUUCACGUCGCUUUAUCUGCAAGCCCGUCUAUACCGCCCGCUGUUUUCUCGACUUCUCCUGCCAGUCAUCCAGUUCGCUUUGUUUGGAGGAGCUUCAUACGUGGCUCUCACUCGGGUGUCGAACUACAAACAUCACUGGUCAGAUGUUCUUGUUGGAGCGCUUAUUGGAAGUAUUAUCGGAAUAUUCGUGGCACUCUAUGUGGCUGAAGUAUUCAAACGUCGUGAAAUUCCAGCUUGUAUUCCAUCGAAUGAAUUUGGCCUAAUCAGGAUGGAAAAACGCACAGACGUGAAUCCAGCCGUAACCACUGCAACACAUUCAAUAACUGUAACAAAUGAACAAGACCCAGCAUCAAAUCAGCGACUGCUUCCCGCUUUGAGAUCAGACGGUAAUAUCCAAAUGGUUGGACUCUACCAUGCGACACCAGUGACGGCACAAUGGAUCCUCUUCGUCGAAGUCGAGAUGAUGGCGGGUGGUCCAUCGUCGAAAUACAACUGCAAUGACGACAUGUUCAGUUCACAACUGCAUCCACCGACUCACCUUACACUUGCAAAUGUUUCUCCCACAUUCACGCUUACCUUCUGA